This is a messenger RNA of Priapulus caudatus, 7346 nucleotides long. RefSeq names its product methylcytosine dioxygenase TET3-like. Gene Ontology annotation, cellular component: nucleus. The record is from RefSeq and is a predicted model, not a curated record. The transcript has 9 exons. Gene Ontology annotation, biological process: positive regulation of transcription by RNA polymerase II; oxidative demethylation. Lineage: Eukaryota; Metazoa; Priapulida; Priapulimorpha; Priapulimorphida; Priapulidae. Gene Ontology annotation, molecular function: DNA 5-methylcytosine dioxygenase activity. The coding region runs from base 4 to 6282 and encodes 2092 amino acids.
UCGAUGGCCGACCUCUUUGCGUCGAUGUCCGAGACGUCGUCGCGGCCGGAGGCUCCCCCUGGUAGCGGCGCUUCGCGGCUGCCGGCGACGACGCGGGACGGCUACGCGGCGUGGCACGAAACGGGUCAGGCACCGCGGGAGAACGAUCGCGCGAGUUCUAUCCAGCAGGGUGCGCCGGCGUCGACGACGAACGGUCCGCCCGCCUUGCCGACCUCGCCGCCAGUUGGCGCCACUGUUGCGGGCUUGGCGGCGACGGAUCUGGGGUCCCUCCCUCCAGUGGAGCGAGGGGAGAAGCCAGGGGAAGGUUUCGACCGCAAGAAGUACAUAGAAGCGAUGUUGAACGGAGAGGAAGACCUCGCAGCGUUUACGACCUGGAAAACGUCGCCCGGCAACCGCGAGCAGCAUCCGUCGCCGCGGAAACCGGCCGCACCGACGAGUAGAGGGUUCGGCGAGGUGUCGUCGUCGUCGGGGAGGCAUGUUAGUGCGGCUUCUGAACUAUCCCCGCCGGUCACCCCUGCCUCCGUGCGCGCACCCUGGUCCAACACAUCCCCGCCGGUCACCUCCGUGCGCGCACCCUGGUCCAACACAUCCCCGCCGGUCACCCCUGCCUCCGACCGCGCUCCCUGGUCCAACACAUCCCCGCCGGUCACCCCUGCCUCCGACCGCGCACCCUGGUCCAACACAUCCCCGCCGGUCACCUCCGCUCGCGCACGCUGGUCCGUGACAUCCCCGCCGGCCACCGUGCGCGCACCCUGGUCCAAUACAUCCCCGCCGGUCACCUCCGACCGCGCACCCUGGUCCAACACAUCCCCGCCGGUCACCUCCGACCGCGCACCCUGGUCCAAUACAUCCCCGCCGGCCACCGUGCGCGCACCCUGGUCCGCCCCAUCCCUGCCGGUCACCACUUCCUCCGCUAGCGCACGCUGGUCCGGCGCAUCCCCGCCGGUCACCACCGCCUCCGUGCGCGCACCCUGGUCCAACACAUCCUCGCCGGUCACCACUUCCUCCGCUAGCGCAUCCUGGUCCGCCUCAUCCCUGCCGGUUACCACUUCCUCCGCUAGCGCACGCUGGUCCGGCGCAUCCCCGCCGGUCACCACCGCCUCCGUGCGCCAACUCUGGUCCGGCCCAUCCCUGCCGGUCACCACUUCCUCCGCUCGUGCAUCCUGGUCCGACACAUCCCCGCCCGCCACCACCGCCUCCGUGCGGCAACUCUGGUCCGACUCGUCCCCUGCGGUCGCCACGACGACCGCUGGGAAGCUGCCGAACGGAUUCACCAUGCUCGUCGACGGACGCGAGAUCAAGACAGAGGGCGCCAGCGGCGGGGAAGGUGCGCUGAAGGAGGAGGCGGAGGCGGAGGCGGAGGCGGUCGCUCGCGCGGCGCUGGGGAAGGUCGGCGAGGACUACGAGCGUCUCAAGUUCAACAUCAAGGAGGAGGUGCCGUCGUGCGACUGCCUCGGACCAGGUUGGGAGCAUAUCAAUGACGAGAAGCUUGAGGGUCCUUACUACACUCACCUCGGCUCAGCCUGCGACAUACCCAGCAUCCGGAAGCUGAUGGAGGAGAGGACCGGUGCGUCCGGUAGUGCAAUCCGCAUCGAGAAAUUGCGAUACACGGGAAAAGAGGGCGCCAGUGCACAAGGUUGCCCCAUCGCGAAAUGGAUCCUGCGGCGCGUCUCGUACGACGAAAAGUACAUGGUGCUGGUGAAGCAGCGACCGCACCACCGCUGCGAGAACGCCGUCAUCAUCAUGGGAACCGUCGUGUGGGAAGGCGUGCCGCGCGCGCAGGCCGACGAACUCUACGAGAAGGUGUCCAAGACGGUGGUGACCAACGGCAUUCCGACCGUGCGACGCUGCGGCAUCAACGAGUAUAAGACGUGUGCGUGUCAGGGCACGGACCCGGACACGUGCGGGGCGUCAUUCACGUUCGGCUGUUCCUGGAGCAUGUACUACAACGGCUGCAAGUUCGCGCGCAGCCGAAACCCGCGCAGGUUCAAGAUGGUCGACUCGAUGCACGAGACGGAGGUGGAAGACAAAAUGCAAUCGCUCGCUUCACAUCUCGGCCCGAUCUACAAGGCCGUCGCUCCGGGCUCCUUCAAAAACCAGGUGCGUCUUUUUCUUGAACUUCGAGAAUCUUACCACGAACUUCCUGAACUUGUGCCCUCGUCAUUGUACGAACAGUCGAAGGUGGUAACUCUGACGAAGCAUCGCGACCUGCUUAAGCCUGCAGACGAGCAGCUACACGUGCUGCCUCUCUACGUCCUCGAGCCGACGGAUGAGCGAGGUUCCGCGGACGGAUACCGCGACAAGCUGCGCGACGGCUCCGUCGAGGAGCUGCAGCGGUUCGAGAAGAUCGUGCGAACGCGCGCCGCGCCCGCGCGACCCUGCAAGCGCAACAACUUCAAGUCGCCGUUCAAGAACCGCGCCGCCGCGGCUGCGACGAAGGUGGCGGCACCGGCGAGGCCCGCGGAGGCAGCGGCGCCCCCUGCGGGAAAGCAGGAGUUGCCGCCGCCACCGCGGUUCGACGAUCCGCAGGAGUAUUUCUUCGAGCAGUUGAAGGCGAACCCGAAUUUUCUCGAUCAGCAGCUGAAGAUGUUCCUCCAGCAAGAGCUUGGGGAGAAGCCCCCCGAAGGAGAGGCCGCUGCUGCAGCGGAGGAGGAGGAGAAGGCGGGGAAGAAGGCGGCGGGGGUGGGGGGGUACCAGAACGGGAAGAUGUCCCCGCAGCAGCAGCAGCAGCAGCAGCAGCAGCAGCAGGAGGAGGGCGGAGGCUUGUGGCCGUGGCCGAUGUUUCCGCAGCAGCAGCAGCAGCAGCAGCAGCAGCAGCAGCAGCCGGCGCAGUUGCAACAGCAGCCGCAGGAUGAGAAGCAGCAGCAGCAGCAGCAGAAGACGGAACCCAACGACGACGACUGGCUCGGUGCUGCUCACCUGGUGGCGCUACCGAUGCUGCAGCAGUCCGGCGACGCCAACGCGCAGCAGAGCGACGGUUGCCACGGCGACGGCGUGCGCGCAAACGGCGCGUGGAGUCGCGACGAGGGUGCGCCCCCUGGUGACCGUCCGGACGGCGGCGCGACAGACGUCCCUGGCGACGCUCGGAUGUUAUCGCCCGGCGAGCGCGUCGCCAUGGCGACCGACCGAAGCCUCGGGUCCGCAUUUCGUGGCGCCGCCCAGAUGCGGUCUAGUCCGCCGCCGCGACAGGAAGUGCGCGAGCGUCCGCUGAACUCCGACCUCAUGGCCGUGAAGACGCAGCUGCCGAUGAAGAUGGGCGACGACCUCGCGCUGACCCCGCGGAAAGGUCGCGGCCGGGGUCGCGGCGCGUCGCGGUCGCCCCGCACGCCCGGCGCCCCCUCCCGGUCUCCCGCCGCGUCGGACGCGUCCCCCGCCGGCCGCGGCGUCACGACGACGUCACCUAUGCAAGGCCGCUCUCCCUUCCCGCAGUUUUCGCCGGAUGCGGUGGAAGCGGUUGCCGGCGGCGACCGGCGGAGGAGCGCGGUCAUCAACCUCAUGCAGGGAUGCUUCAACGACGCGGCGCCGCCGUUGCCGACGAACGGAUUCGAGGGACUAGAGGACCAGCCAGGUGGCGCCGGCAUGGCAGGCCUCCGGCAGGGGGCGCCACCGCACGCAGGCAUCACUGCGCAGCAGCCGUUCGAUCUGUCAGCGACGUACGGCGGCGGCGGAGAUGGCAGCGCCACCUACCAGCCGCCGCCGUUCGCAAGCUUCCUCCCCGGCGGAGACGACUAUGCAACGGCGGCGCCACCUACCGCCGUCCAGGACGACUGCCGGCGAAACUACCAGCGCGGGGGCGCCACCGGCAGCGUGCCACCGGCAGCAUUGCCCGCAAUCCGGUGUAUCAGCCCGGCGUCGGGGAUGCUGCCAGGUGGCAGCACGGCGGCGCUGCAUGCGGUGUCGCCGUGGCGACAGCAGACGUCGCCGCAGCAACAGGACCAGCGGUCGGCGUUCAGCGCAUUCAAGCCAGUGGGGGCGGGUGUGUCGCCGCUGGCCUCCCCGCGCGCGAGCCCCGCCCCCAGCCCCGCGCCCCCCUCCCCCUACGGCGCCGUCCCACCCGCGCGCCCCUCCCCCCGCGCCUCCCCCUUCCAGCCGUGGGAGGCCGGCUUGUACCCGCCCCCCGCGGCAGCAGGGGGCGCCGCCGACUUCGCGCAGGUCGGCUGGACGACGAACGGACUCGGAUCGCCGUCAUCGAAUUCCCGGAACUCUCCCGGCGCUCCCUUCCCGAGGGUCGUCGGGUCGCCGCCGGGUCAGGGGUCGCCGGGGAUGCCGCCGCCGCACUCCCCCUCGCCUGCCGCGUCGCCGGCGCCCCCUGGUUACAGCGGAGGCGGCGGCGCUUUGGCGCGGCAGCUCUCCGGCGGUCAGUACGAGACGUCGGCCGCGGGUUAUCACGCACCGCCGGUUCCCUGCAAGCCGGAGUACACCCUGGACGAGCGAGGGUUCCUGCUGCACGGCGACGGCUCGGUGGCGCCCCCGCGACGACGCGUCUGCGACGAGGCGGGCGAGAAGACUGAGCCGUUGCCGGGGGCGAUGGGACCUCCCGCGUCGCCACGGCCGCGCGCCGCGGAGUUUGCGCUUCGGCAGUGUCCGCGCGCGCACGCCCGGCUGCCGUACGGCUACCACGACCCCGCCGCCGCCGGUUACCACGGUUACGCAUCGCCAACGUACCCCGGCGCCACCUACCAUCAGGGCGGCGCAUCGCCGUACUACCAGCAGCAGGGGGCGUUUCCUCCGCCGCAGUACGGCGCGUUUCACCACCAGCAGCCGCAGCAGCAGCAGCAGCCGCAGCCGCAGCCUCCGUACCAGCAUCCGGGAUUCCCGCAUCCGCCGGGCGCCGGCGCAGCGCGCUUCCAGCAGUCGCAGACGUACGGCUACCACGAGUAUCCGCAGGGGGCGCCGCCGAUGUCUCCCGCCCAGCAGGGGGCGCCGCCGAUGUCCCCGUCAUACCACGGUCGACCCCCGUUAUCACCUUCCUAUGCUGGACAUCCGCCAAUGUCACCCUCCCAUGCAGGACAUCCCCAAAUGUCACCCUCCCACAUGGGACAUCCCCCAAUGUCACCUUCCCAUGCAGGACAUCCCCCAAUGUCACGCUCCCACAUGGGGCAUCCCCCAAUGUCCCCUUCCCAUGCUGGACAUCCCCCAAUGUCCCCUUCACACGCAGGACAUCCUCAAGUGUCACCUUCACACGCAGGACAUCCCCCAAUGUCACCUUCCCAUGCAGGACAUCCCCCAAUGUCACCCUCCCACAUGGGGCAUCCCCCAAUGUCCCCUUCCCAUGCUGGACAUCCCCCAAUGUCCCCUUCACACGCAGGACAUCCUCAAGUGUCACCUUCACACGCAGGACAUCCCCCAAUGUCACCUUCCCAUGCAGGACAUCCCCCAAUGUCACCUUCCCAUGCAGGACAUCCCCCAAUGUCACCUUCUCAUGCAGGACAUCCCCCAAUGUCACCUUCUCAUGCAGGACAUCCGCCAAUGUCACCUUCGCACCCUCCAAUGUCGCCCUCGCGUGGGGGACGACCCCCCAUGUCGCCCUCCCAUGUCGCGCGACUGCCCACGCCUCCGUCCUACGCCGGUCGCCCGCGCGCGCCGCCCGCCGGCUACCCCGGCGCCCCCUCGUCGAAGAAGACGAAGACGAAAAACAAUGGAGCGUUUGCGCCGUCGCUCGCCGGCUACAGCCACAGCGACCGCAAGCGCGAGAUGGACCUGAAGGGGGCGGAGAUCGAGCAAACGAUGACGGACGGGUGCCAGCGCGACUCCGCCCCCGCCGUUGACGCAGGGGCGCCACCGGGCCAGCACGACAUCAGCGAGUCGUACUCGUCGAACGCGGAGAAGUUCGCCGACGCCGACGUAGGUGGCGUCGCGAUCGCGCUCUGCCAUGGCGCCGUGCUCUUCGAGUGUGCGAAGCGGGAGCUGCACGCGACGACGGCGAUACGCGACCCGAACCGCCUCGCGCCGACACGCGUCUCCCUCGUCUUCUACCAGCACAAGCACCUCAACUACCGGCACCACGGCCUCGCGGAGUACGAGCGCGCGGCGGAGAGGAGGCGCGCGGAGAAGGCGGCGCGAGGGGAGGAGCCGGUGCGACCGGGGAGGAAGCGGCGCGCAGAGCCGCAGCCGGCGGCCGGGAUGGUCGCCGCGGCGACGGACGAGGGAGCGUUCAUCGACGCGGCACCGCCGCACGGCGUGACGACGCGACGGUGCGUCGCCUCGACGACCGACAGCCUUGUGACGCUGUUCAGCUACGCGUUCACGUCCGUGACGGGACCGUACCGGACGUUUGUGUGAUGCACGCGCCUCAGCCAGCGGGCGCCACCGACGGCCGUAACCGCCUCCCAGGGGGCGCUGUUCCACAGACUGCAAGGACUGACGACCUACGUCGGUGCACCGAUGCGAAAUGGCUGCGCCACGGCAACUGCUGACCACCUGAUUCACCAGAUGACUGAUCGAGUUGUGGGCACCAGAGGGCACCACCGUCUUGCUGCGUCGCCGCGACUGCGUCGAGUCGAACUACGUGAGACGUGUGCAAAGCUCGCUGCGAGUGUGUGCACGUGUAGACGGUUCCCUGAUCGCCGUCUUCUCUGUGUUUUAUAGAUCGCCGGGAUCCGUCGGCGAUCGUUAGCUUGCGUUACGGCGAGCGGAGCGUCGGUUAGGGACACAGAUUAUGCAGUUUUUAUUGAAGCGUGUUCGUACGCGUAUAGCCAUUUAUGUAUGGUACAUAUGUGGCUGUAUAUCUGUGUAUAUGUGCGUGCGUGCGUGCGUGUGAGUGUAUGUAUGUGACUGUCGCACCUAUCCAUUGCAUUUAAUAUGUCGCGUACCCUUAUUUAAAGGAAAGCUGCAAUAUGAAAUUGUCCGUUCUCACGACAACGACCACUGCCAGGGCGCGUCGCGCCCUCCCUUGCACGUAACCACGGCGACGGCAUCUCCCGUAAAGAUGGGGUACCCUCCGCGCCGUGCAAUCAAUUGUGUUAGCAAUGAACUCACUGCCAUGUAGCGAUGUUCGGGUUUUACAUUUCUACUACCAUAUUCAUUGACUGGCGCUGCGUCCUCGGCGAACGGUCAGCGAACCUAGACUCAGAGGUCACCACUGCCAUCUAAGCGUCUAUAGACUGUCGACCGAUCGACAGGUUGUUCGUCUGUCUCGUAGGGAGAUGCGUGGCGGAAGGGGGGGGGGCGUGUUUAACGCAGGAGAGGAAGCCACGGCGCGCCACGCCACCUUCUCCAUUGUAAAUAGUAAUUUGUCGUCGCUGUUCGUCAGUUUGUCGCUAAGAGAGACUUCCUCUCUCCUCCUCCUCUCCCCUACCCCUCCCCCUCCUGCGGCUCUCUGUCUCUCACCGCACUCCCUUCUCCAU